AUGGAAGAGUUCCGGGCGGAAACCACAGUGGGGCUCAUUGCAUGUUGUCAGUGUGGCUUGCCAAUUCAGCCAAAUGCAGCCAAUAUGUGUAGUGGCUGCAUUCGUUCCAAAGUUGACAUCACCGAAGGUAUCGGCCGAUCAGCGACCAUCUAUAUAUGUAAGUUUUGUGAUCGCUAUUUCGUACCUCCAAGUGGUUGGAUGAGAGCAGAAUUGGAAUCAAAAGAGCUUCUCUCGAUUUGUCUCAAGAAGUUGAAACCACAGCUGUUGAAGGUACGCUUGACCGACGCCUGUUUCGUGUGGACAGAACCCCAUUCGAAGCGAAUAAAAGUGAAGCUAACCAUCCAAAAGGAGGUCUUCUCAAGUACAAUAUUGCAGCAAACAUUCAUUGUCGAAUUCACAAUCCACAACCAGAUGUGUGACGAUUGUCGUCGAGCAGAGGCGAAAGAUUUCUGGCGAGCUUGCGUCCAGGUCAGGCAAAAAGCCGAAUUUAAAAAGAGUCUUUUCUACCUCGAGCAGCUUCUCCUCAAGCAUGGUGCUCACAGUCAGUGUACAGGGGUAAAGCCUGUUCCAACCGGAAUUGACUUCUUCUUCGCCAAACUCCAGGAUGCUAGGAAAUUCGUUGACUUUCUGAUGGCAGUUUUACCUUGCAGAUACCACUAUGCUCAGGAACUGGUGUCACAUGACACGAAGAAUAACACUUACGAUUAUAAGCACACUUUCUGCGUGGAAAUCGUUCACAUAUGCAGGGAUAACAUAGUGUGUAUGCCGAAAAAAGUUGCUCAGCAUCUUGGUAAUAUGAGUCAGAUCGCAAUCUGUCUCCGUGUAUCUAAUGUUAUUACUCUCAUUGAUCCAAGUAACCUGCAAAUGGCAGAUAUACAAGCAACGUCGUUUUGGCGGGAUCCGUUUGAUUCACUCUGCACCCCUAAACAAUUGUCCGAGUUCUUACGUGCUUGA
Messenger RNA from Cooperia oncophora, 954 nucleotides. The record is from the annotation of a GenBank genome assembly. Lineage: Eukaryota; Metazoa; Nematoda; Chromadorea; Rhabditida; Trichostrongylidae.